AUGCCUAUCAAAGUCCUUGAAGAUCCCGGCGAAGUAAUCGAGGCGAUCAACGAAACCCCGAAGUCCGUCGUGGUACAUUACUGGGCUCCGUGGAUGGGACCCGAAACGCCUUUCCUUCCAGUUUUCUUGGAGGCGGAUGAGAACCGGGGAGAUGAGAUUGACUUGGUCAUUGUGAACAGUGGGUUCAUUCUCCCGCCGCAUUCACCCGACGAGAUGCCCUUGACGGUUCUCUACAAGGGCGGGGAGGAGGUGGAGACUGCACCCUUCGAUCCCAUCCAAAUCCAGCAGCUUAUUGAUAAUGCGUGA
Aspergillus aculeatinus CBS 121060 is the source of this 306-nucleotide messenger RNA. RefSeq lists its product as uncharacterized. The transcript has 2 exons. Bases 1 to 306 code for a protein of 101 amino acids. NCBI's taxonomy places the organism in Eukaryota, Fungi, Ascomycota, Eurotiomycetes, Eurotiales, Aspergillaceae. The record is from RefSeq and is a predicted model, not a curated record.